Molecule: messenger RNA, 1863 nt
Organism: Rhinocladiella mackenziei CBS 650.93
Lineage: Eukaryota; Fungi; Ascomycota; Eurotiomycetes; Chaetothyriales; Herpotrichiellaceae
Exons: 4
Coding region: 1-1863 (620 amino acids)
Molecular function (GO): flavin adenine dinucleotide binding; oxidoreductase activity, acting on CH-OH group of donors
Source: RefSeq, a predicted model, not a curated record
AUGUCAGUGACCAGCGGAGCCAACGGCCACAGCAAUGGCACCUCCUCCCAUGCCCUCUGCUCUGUCGGUGAGCUUGUCUCUCGAAGAUAUGACUUUGUCGUCGUGGGAGGAGGCACUGCAGGGCUUGUCGUCGCGGCUCGUUUGACAGAAGACCCCAAUAUCUCCGUGGCUGUUCUCGAGGCGGGAGAGAAUCGAAUGAACGACAAAAGCGUCUCGACUCCAUCUCUCUAUCCGACAAUGAUCGGCCGAAAAGAAUACGACUGGUGCAUGACGAGCAUCCCUCAACCCAACGCCGGAAAUAAAAUUUAUUCGAUGCCCCGCGGGAAAAUCCUCGGCGGCAGCUCCGGGAUCAAUUACCUCAUGUACGUCCGCGGCAGCAGAAACGACUACGACGGCUGGGAAGCAAUGGGUAACCAAGGCUGGGGCUGGGACGGCCUGGCCUCAUAUUUCCGCAAGCAUCAAACCCUCGACAGGACACCUGUACAUGAGGACCCUCAAUUUAUGCCCUGUGCCGGAGGCGACAAGUUCCAUGGCGCGAACGGGCCAAUCCACACGAGCUUCAACGAUUGGUACAUGCCGCUUGAAGUUGACUUUGCCAAGGCCGCAUAUGAAGUGACUGGCACCCAAAAGACCAUCUACGAUGCCUGGAGCGGCGACCAUCUUGGCUUCUACUCCAGCCUCGGCGCCAUUAAUCGGACGGAUGAUCCUGGAAACAGAUCCUACGCCGCCACCGGAUACCUGAGGCCCAAUCUCGGCCGGCCGAAUCUUCAAGUCCUGACCGAAGCUCAAGCAACAAAGGUCUUACUCGACGACAACAAAACCGCCACGGGCGUCGAAUUUGUGCACAAAGGCCAGAAAUUCGCUGUAUACGCGAAUCGAGAAGUCAUCCUUUCUGCCGGCGUCAUUCAGAGUCCUCAACUCCUCGAACUCUCGGGCAUUGGUGAUCCAGAUGUUCUCAAGAACGCGGGUGUCCCUUGUGUCGUCGAGAGCAAAGGUGUCGGCGCAAACUUCCAGGACCAUGUGCUCGGCGGGCUUUUGUACGAUCUGAAACCGGGUAUCGAUUCCAUGGACGCCCUGCAUGAUGAAGAGUUCAUGAAAAUGCAGCAGGAUGUGUAUCAGAAGACUCGGAAAGGCCCGUAUGGUUCUCCUGGUAUGAUGAUGGGGUUCGUUUCGUAUGCGUCGGUAGUAUCGCCUCAAGAAUUGGAAGCUACAAUCAAUGAAAUUCAGCAGAAGUCCCUGGCAAAGACGCCUUUUGAGAAGGCUCAAGAGAAAGUGAUUGUCGACCAACUCCGCGACCCCACCUUCGCCAACCUCCAAACAUUUUGCAUCCCCUGCCGCCUUGAUGUCGCCAAGGGCAGUGACCAAACCCAAUUCUUCGGCGCUCCUCCAUCAGGCAAACAACAAAUUUCCCUCCUUAUGUGCCUCGAACACCCCCUGUCCCGCGGCACCGUCCACAUAACCACUUCCGACCCGCUCGCCCCUCCCGAAAUCGACCCCGGUUACUUCCGGAACGAAGUCGACGCAAAGAUCCUCGCUGCGGGGAUGAAGUGGAUGGAUCAAGUCGCAAAGCACCCAUUGCUGGCCAAGUCAUUGGCAGAGAGAGAAUUGCCGCCUCAAAGCGUGAGUUUGGAUACUGAACAAGAAAGGGUUGAGUAUGUGAAGAAUCAUAUUAGUACGCAGUAUCAUUUAAUUGGGACGUGUGCGAUGGGUGAGGUGGUGGAUAACAACUUGCGCGUGAAAGGUGUCAAGGGACUGCGCGUCGUGGAUGCCUCUGUUUUCCCGGGCCAUAUAUCUGGGAAUAUCAUGGCAACUACGUACGCCGUGGCGGAAAAAGGAGCGGAUCUCAUCAAAGCUGAUAUCUAA